Messenger RNA from Orbicella faveolata, 2004 nucleotides. RefSeq lists its product as uncharacterized. NCBI's taxonomy places the organism in Eukaryota, Metazoa, Cnidaria, Anthozoa, Scleractinia, Merulinidae. The record is from RefSeq and is a predicted model, not a curated record.
GUUUCCAAGGAUUACAAUUAAUUAGAUUGACCUCUGUUCCUUACCCCCGAAAAAAACAAAAAGCAAAAAACCGAAGUUUGACAAAAUUAGAAAACCAGAUUUCUAAGAAAAGUCCGGGGUCCUGGCAAGCACAAUACGGAAGAGACAAGAUUUUUAUUUCGUUAGCAUUUUUUUGGCAUUUUUCUUUUAACAAGGUCCAUGAUACUGAACGGAGCCUCGGUGUCAAAUUCUUACACCAAUAUAUCUUUUCGGUUGUUACCUUUUACAGCCCCGACCCCUCCCAUAUCAGCUGGUAACUGACAUUUGGAGUAAGCCAUUACUCAAACAAACUAUUCAGUGGCCAUAUCCAUAUUUAAUACAGGUUUAUCAGGUAAUAUUUUUCCUCGCCUUUCCCACGAAGAAUUUUUAUGGUUCAAAGAAGGCUACCACUAACGAAAGGAAAUCAAAACUAGAAAUUCCAAGCAUAACUGAAGCAUUAUGGGAGUGUUCAUACUCCUAAUGUUUCAGUUGACCAUCAUAUGCUUCCCGUCAUCCUUUGCGGAGGAAUACAAGUUCUGUGAUGCAAAACCGCUGGGAAAAUACUGCCUGCCCGACAACUCAGGAUGGCGAGAAUGUUUGAUUGAUGCUUUAGAUGAGCCCGCCGAAGAGCUACAUCACUGCCCAGCAGGCCUCAAGUGUGUUUGUAGCGGAAAACUUGAACAAGGCUACUGUGUCACGCAUGCGCGCAACCCGUGCGUCCGUUCCUCGACUGAACGCGUUCGCCCAGAGUUUCCACAGUCAUACUUUGGCGUGAUCUUUGUAACCGAUGCGUUCUGCGACAAGGAUGGCUGCGAAGGCCGCAUCGUGGUGAGUGAGAAAUACCGCGACAACAAGAAGGGUGGUAGAUCACGGGAGGAUCUUGUGAUGGGGCUCACGCAGCACAUGACGGUUAUAAUUAUGCCUGAAGGAUCAGAGUGGUCACAGUACGCCAUUGAUUUAAAGGAAGGCACACCUGCCUGCAACAAAACCAUGCUACCGGAAUUCCGAGGCCUGACGAAGGUUCCCGAAAACUUCCGAUUUAAUGGUACUGUGGAAAUUCUGGGCGUGGAAUGUGAAGAUUGGGUCUAUGAAGCUAAUAAUCAAGGCAACUUCAGCGCAGUCAAGGAUAAAGCCAAGAACGUCGGAUUUAGUCAGACUGUCCGCGACAAAAUCUUGACGCGCCUCACGGAUAAUUUAGGUUCUGGAGGUGUAGGGGCGGGGGGACAAAUUGUCGAAGUUCACCACAUCUACGUGGCCAAAAUUAAUGGUACCAACGUCCCCCUGAAGGUGGAAUUUGCCAUCGCGAUCCCUAACCAGAAAAUCUUCACUCACUACAAAGAAUUCAUGGUGGCUUACUACCCCAACAAGUCCAUCAGCAUCAGCAGCGAGUCCCGGAUUUUUGAUCUCCCGGAUGUCUGCACGAAUCAGGAGGAAGGGGAGGGUGGGGCGAUUGACGACGUGCCGCUGGAUAUACAAACGGUAAAACGCCAGCGUCACCAUCGACUGGAGGGAAUGGGUUCGAGGGACGAUGAGUUUGCGGAAACUAAGCGAUUUUUUAUGCCUUCAUUGAAAAACGAUGUGGCUGGACAUUCUUCGGACAUUUUGGAACAUUACAGAGUUGCUGAUCACGUGAUGCAAGCCGUGCAAACUGACAGCAAAUAAUCACAUACAAUCAUCUUUGAAAACAGCGUGACAAAAAGGAUCGAUUAUAUAUAAUAAAAGAGACAACGUUUCGUUGAAGUUAAGCCCUCUAUUGUACUGUAGUACUAGUUACAACUCAACACAAAACUAAGUUCAAAUGCUAUUAGAAUAACCCAAUUUAAACCUUCACCGGCGUUUUCGGUUGAAGUGAUUCACUACUGAUCCCUAGAUACUAAGGUUCAAAUGCCUAUUGGUAACGUAUAGAUUUAGCCAAGCUUAAGAGCGGAGCUCCCGAGAAGGGUUGUUCAAAGCCUGAUUAAGCUAACCCCAGACAAGCGAGAAUUU